GAUGUGGGCGGUCAGGACAAGAUCCGCCCCCUCUGGAGGCACUACUUCCAGAACACACAGGUAUGACACACACCUGUGACAUCAGUGAUGUCAUCAUAGCAUAUCUUUGAUAUCUUAAUUCAACUAUACAAAUAGUGCUAGAAUCAAUAGGUGUCAGAAUGGUCCCUGUCAAAAGGACUCUUGUUUAUCUAAAAAGCUAGGUUAAUAUGUAGAGUAGACAAAAUACAUAACAACAGUAGCCUGACCUUUGAACCUUGAUUUCACAGGGCCUUAUCUUCGUAGUGGACAGCAACGACAGAGAGAGAGUAGCGGAGUCGGCAGAGGAGCUGUCUAAAAUGGUAAGUGUUGCAUACAUGUCUAAUUAUAAGCUACUGUUGUUUUUGGUCAAGGGACAGUACGCUUUUUGUGUUGGCAUUUACAGUAUUUCUGUGAAAAGGAACCUAAAACUGAGUUCAUGGUUGACAUGGGCAAAUAAACAGUAAUUCAAUAGUAAAUAAUGGUGUUAUUUAUAUAGUUGCCAUUGUGACUGUGAUCAUUCAUCAUCUGUAUUGACACACACAGCCUUCUGUGGCCUAUGGUUUCCGAUUGACAAUGGCCGCUUGCAUAAAUGUUUUCCCUCCCCUUAUUCUCCCUACCAAUUUCUCUCAUUUAUUUAUCUCUCUCUUUACAGCUCCAGGAGGAUGAGUUGAGGGAGGCAGUGUUGCUGGUGUUUGCGAACAAACAGGACCUGCCCAACGCUAUGGCAGUGAGCGACCUCACAGACAAACUGGGCCUGCAGAGCUUGCGCAGCAGAGUUGUGAGUAUCUCUCUCUCUUCCUCACACACACACUUGAACAGUCCUUCCAAAGAGUUGUACAGUAAAAUGUAUUUCUGACCAGAUAAACAUGUGGUCCAUGUAAUAUACACUGUGGCUAUGUAGUUAUUCACAAGUAUGACAUUACUGGCUUUUAAUUUACUGCAACUCAUGUCGCUCUCCUUCCAGUGGCAUGUCCAGGCUACCUGUGCUACCCAGGGCACUGGGCUAUACGAAGGACUGGACUGGCUAUCCAACGAGCUGUCGAAACGCUAAAGAAUGGAGAAAUCGCAGGACCGGAGCAAACGAAAGAUCUGAACACACGAGCGAGAGUAGGAGAAGGGGCGCAGGCUGAGCAUUUCAUCAAUGGGAAAAAAAACUGCAACUUUUUAAAUUAUCAGUGUGUUUGUCUGGUAGAACUUGCAGUUAUGGACUUUGCGAUCAGUUCCUGUUCUGAAACCUUUUUUCAUCAUUCUUCCCUUUUAUUCCCAUUAUUGUCAUACCUGCAGAUGUUUCUUAAGACUGUUUAUAUCUUUAUGUCACCCAACUUCCUCAACAGUAAAAUUGUUUUGAGUUGCAUGUUUAAAAAAAACAUAACAAAUAGAUUCACAUGACAGCUGAUGUUGAUCGUUGUGGAAUGGAACGGUGGGCCAAUAGGUUUUGUUGGGUGGGCAUUUGGAUACCGGGAGUUUGUUGGACACAGUGUAUGGUAUGGGGGUUUGGGUUCAAAACCCCUCUGGCCUCCCCGAGUCAUUCCAGAGAGCUGAACCUGAAGGCCAGUUCCAUUCCUAAACAAUGUGAAGAGUGCAGGACCUUCAGUCAUUUCAAUGGCCAUUAUGAUGCAAUAAAAUAUUAUUUUUCUUUUCUCAACUCUUAAAACA
Molecule: messenger RNA, 1674 nt
Organism: Coregonus sp. 'balchen'
Lineage: Eukaryota; Metazoa; Chordata; Actinopteri; Salmoniformes; Salmonidae
Source: the annotation of a GenBank genome assembly